AACCCAAGGCCUAUAUCGCUUGGAUUCAACCCCAGGCCCAUAUCACAUGGAUUCAACCCCAGGCCUACAUCACUUGGAUUCAACCCCAGGCCUAUAUCACUUGGAUUCAUCCCAAGACCUAUAUCGCUUGGAUUCAACCCAAGGCCUAUAUCGCUUGGAUUUAACCCAAGGCCUAUAUCGCUUGGAUUCAACCCAAGGCCUAUAUCACUUGGAUUCAACCCAAGGCCUAUAUCACUUGGAUUCAACCCAAGGCCUAUAUCCCUUGGAUUCAACCCAAGGCCUAUAUCACUUGGAUUCAUCCCAAGACCUAUAUCGCUUGGAUUCAACCCAAGGCCUAUAUCGCUUGGAUUUAACCCAAGGCCUAUAUCGCUUGGAUUCAACCCCAGGCCCAUAUCACAUGGAUUCAACCCCAGGCCUACAUCACUUGGAGUCAACCCCAGGCCUAUAUCACUUGGAUUCAUCCCAAGACCUAUAUCGCUUGGAUUCAACCCAAGGCCUAUAUCGCUUGGAUUUAACCCAAGGCCUAUAUCGCUUGGAUUCAACCCAAGGCCUAUAUCGCUUGGAUUCAACCCAAGGCCUAUAUCCCUUGGAUUCAACCCAAGGCCUAUAUCCCUUGGAUUCAACCCAAGGCCUAUAUCCCUUGGAUUCAACCCAAGGCCUAUAUCCCUUGGAUUCAACCCAAGGCCUAUAUCACUUGGAUUCAACCCAAGGCCUAUAUCCCUUCUUUCCAAUGAGAUGGUAAAUCGAUCUAAGAGAUGGGGAAUUUUCUCAAUGAACACUGCAUGGCGUUGUUUGGGUUAA
This is a messenger RNA of Lottia gigantea (owl limpet), 801 nucleotides long. RefSeq lists its product as hypothetical. The transcript has a single exon. The annotation marks the transcript as partial. The record is from RefSeq and is a predicted model, not a curated record. Lineage: Eukaryota; Metazoa; Mollusca; Gastropoda; Lottiidae.